Messenger RNA from Trichoderma citrinoviride, 1164 nucleotides. RefSeq lists its product as hypothetical. Lineage: Eukaryota; Fungi; Ascomycota; Sordariomycetes; Hypocreales; Hypocreaceae. The record is from RefSeq and is a predicted model, not a curated record. The transcript has a single exon. The coding region runs from base 1 to 1164 and encodes 387 amino acids.
AUGCCUCAGUCCUCACGAGAAUCCAGGUUUUCAACGCGCGAGGGCGACGAUUCGCGCCGUCAUGGCUCUUCACGCCACGAAGAGCGGCCACGGCGCCACCGCGACAAGAGAUCCCUCUCGCCAGAUGGAAGCCCGCACAGACACUCGUCUGACCGCAGGAAAAGAGGAGCGUCUCCCGGAGACAGAGACAGAGACAAAGACCGGGACAGGGACAGGGAAAGGGAGCAUAAGAAGCGACGCCGCUCGGCUGAAGGAUACCACCACCAUCACCACCAUCGCCACCACUCGUCGAGUCGUACAGAGAAGCCCAUCGCCGCAGAGCUGCCCUACGGGGCGCGGCACCUCUCAAAGGACGACUUGAAGGCGUUUGAGCCGCUGUUUGGGGAGUACCUGAGCCUGCAGAAGCAGCGCGACAUUGCGGACAUGGACGAGCGGGAGGUUCGCGGCCGGUGGAAGAGCUUCGUGGGGAAGUGGAAUCGGGGGGAGCUGGCAGAGGGGUGGUAUGAUCCUGAGAUGUUCCAGCGGAUACUUGCGCGGUUUCCGCAGCAUGAAGGAGACGAGGGACAGCAGCAGCAGCAGCAGCACCCUCCACGAAAUGCGUCAUUGGAAGACGACCGUUCUGACAGCGGUGGCGACGACAGCGAGGACGAAGACUACGGCCCUGUCCUUCCCGGGAUGUCGGGUGGAAGUCGCCGGGCUGGCGUUGGGAUUCCGAACAAGGAAGAUCUUGCUCUACGAGAUGAGCUUGUGGAGGAAUCGCAAGAGGCGGACCGGGAGGGACUACGAGCAGCCCGCAAGGCCGACCGCAAGCUACAAAAGGAACGCCUGGAGGAGCUGGUGCCCCGCGCCGAGACUGGCACGCGCGAGCGCAAGCUGGAGAAGCGGCAAGAGGUCAACGACAAGAUGCGGCAGUUUCGGGAAAAGAGCCCCGGCGGGGAGGUGCGCGACAGCGAGCUGAUGGGCGGCGGCGACAGCCUGGAGGAGUACAAGAAGGCCAAGGAGAGGGAGCAGCGGCGCAAGUCGGAGCGGGAGAUUCGGCGGGAGGAGAUGGAGCGGGCGAGGAGGGAGGAGAUUGAGGCCAAGAGGAGGGCGUGGCAGGAGAAGGAGGACCGGACGGUGAGCAUGCUGAGGGAGUUGGCCAGACAGCGGUUUGGGGGAGCUUGA